Molecule: messenger RNA, 1474 nt
Organism: Engraulis encrasicolus (European anchovy)
Lineage: Eukaryota; Metazoa; Chordata; Actinopteri; Clupeiformes; Engraulidae
Gene: cyba
Product: cytochrome b-245 light chain
Exons: 6
Coding region: 244-804 (186 amino acids)
Molecular function (GO): heme binding
Source: RefSeq, a predicted model, not a curated record
CUACGCUUGGUAUCAUCAGCUGGUGAAUAUUGGGCUGGGCUCAAUCUAUUUUCUGUGAGCCAGCUUUGACAAAAAAGGAAGGAAGUGACGAAACCUGAGGGUUUGGUUUACAAACAUUGUUACUCCCACCUUUUGUUGCGGCUUCUUAAACUCAGACAGACACAAUGGUUUUAAAAGUGACAAGUGCGACCGGAGUGCAACAACUGUAGCCUCUUUUGGAUUGACAUUCUAAUCGCCGUAAACAUGGGGAAGAUUGAAUGGGCAAUGUGGGCAAACGAGCAAGCCCUGGCGGCUGGACUCAUUUACCUCACUGGAGGAAUCGUGGGGGUGGCUGGUCAGUUCAGAGGCUGGGAGUUCGCUGCCUUUGGAGUGGCUGCAGGAGCUUUUGUGUGUCUUUUGGAAUACCCCCGGAGUAAAAGACGCAAAGGUACCAGUGUGGCAAGAACGGGACAAUAUUGUUUCACAGUGGUUGUGAAAGCCUUUGGGCCAUUGACAAGGAACUAUUAUGUCAGGGCAUUUCUCCAUGCUGCGCUCUGUGUUCCUGGAGGCUUCAUGUUGGCCACAGUUCUGGGGUGUGUCUGCCUGGCAAUGUCAAGUCUGAUUUACUUAUCAGCAGCCAUCCACGGGGAACAAUGGGAGCCGAUUCUGCCCAGGCCUGAGGCCCGUGCACCUGUGGCAGACAGUAUCAAGACAGCCCCACAGAACCCUCCUCCCCGCCCACCCCCAGAGCUCCGCAGGAAACGCAUGGAGGACCUGGAGGGGGCCGCAUACGCCAACCCCAUAGCAGUCACUGACGAGUACUAGACAUGUAUUUAUGUCUAUGCCACUUGCUGUCUUUCGGUCAUCCAAGAGCUUAAUGUAUUCCUGUUGUUUGAUCGAUAUUUCUGACUAAAUGGGCAGGAACACUUGGAAGGCGAACUGUGACUCACAUCUGCAGCCAACCUUUAAACUUCUGCUGGAGAGACUUGACGAGGUGGAUGCACCUUUAAAAAAAACCUUUUGGUCAUACACACUGUAUCACUGUUUUCCCAACAGUUUUUUGCUUUCAUGGAAAGUAAGCAAACAAUAACUAUCUCUUUUUAAUGGGGGGCUUCGGCAAUUAUUUUAAUUAUGAGUGUUCCUCAUCCACUGCUAAAAGGUUAUUGUGGUGAGUACCUAAUGCUCAAUAUUCUUUGAGUAGAGAUUGGUGGAAGCUUGUGGGCACAUUCUACAUACACAAUACACAUCACUUGUUUACUUUCACCCAUAUUCCCUGCUUUACUUGAUGACAUCAAAGGCAUCCGCAGUACUUUGUAUUUGUAUGCAUACAGCAUUUGCUCCUAGGAGCUCACAAGAUAAUAUAUUUUACAUGGUCCAAUGUUACUGUUUUAGGUACUGCAUUGUAUUUACUUGUGUUUUGACAGUGAGGAACUGUGUAUUGUUUAUGUCUAUGUCAAGACUUUUUGAGAAAAUAAAUGCACCAAGAUCUCUGAAA